Molecule: messenger RNA, 1014 nt
Organism: Mercurialis annua (annual mercury)
Lineage: Eukaryota; Viridiplantae; Streptophyta; Magnoliopsida; Malpighiales; Euphorbiaceae
Product: gibberellin-regulated protein 14
Exons: 4
Coding region: 50-730 (226 amino acids)
Source: RefSeq, a predicted model, not a curated record
UGUCUUUCUUCAUCAAACACUUUAGAUCUCUCUAGCUACUUAUUCUACAAUGGGUUUCAAAGCUGUGAUGCUUCUUCUUCUUGCUGCUGCUCUUCUUUCAGUUACUACAACAAGGGCUGCAUACCCUAAUGAACAGUUCAAUGACAAGCUCAUUUCCUCCACACUACUAUUACCACCAUCACCAUCACCAGCUCCUGCAACUCCGGUCUACAAGGCUCCUCCUACGGCUGCUCCGCCACUAGUCAAGCCACCUACGCCUACUCCGCCAGUAGUCAAGCCACCUAGUACUCCAGCUCCACCGGUUUACAGGCCACCAACUCCAGCACCACCAGUUGUGAAACCGCCCAUUACUCCAGCACCUCCAGUUUACAAGCCACCAACUCCAGCUCCACCGGUGGUGAAACCGCCCACUACUCCAGCACCACCAGUUUACAAGCCACCAACUCCUGCCCCACCAGUAGUGAAACCACCCAGUACUCCAGCUCCACCAGUUUACAAGCCACCACCUCCCGGUGCACCACUUCCACCAGUCAGAACAAGAGCAGAUUGCAUCCCAUUAUGUGCAGAGAGGUGCAAAUUACACUCAAGAAAAAACGUUUGUCAAAGAGUUUGCAUGACUUGCUGCAGCAAAUGCAAAUGUGUGCCGCCCGGAACUUACGGUAACCGGGAGAAAUGCGGAACGUGCUACACCGGCAUGACGACUCGUAACAACAAGCCGAAGUGCCCUUGAAACAUUGAUCGGAAUACAAAAUAUUAAGCUUAAUUAUAUAGAUGUAAUGAAUGUUAUUGGCGAUGUUAGGUGAAUGGGUUGCGAGUUUAAUAAGUGUUUGAAUAGUGUGUCUGUUUCUGUGUGGCAUUAAGAGUGGUGCAGGCAUAUUAAUAGGGCAAUCAGUGUUCUCAAAGUGAUCAUGUUUCCUGCAUUUUUAAUUGCUGAUUGCAGAUAUUAAUAUAUGUUCUUGUUUUGGGUAUUUAAAUAUUAAUACAAACAAUUUCACCUUUUUUUUUCUUGCUAAA